Cynara cardunculus var. scolymus (artichoke) is the source of this 447-nucleotide messenger RNA. RefSeq names its product leucine-rich repeat extensin-like protein 3. The record is from RefSeq and is a predicted model, not a curated record. Lineage: Eukaryota; Viridiplantae; Streptophyta; Magnoliopsida; Asterales; Asteraceae. Bases 1 to 447 code for a protein of 148 amino acids. The transcript has 3 exons.
AUGGAUAUGAUAUUCAAACUGUCACUACCAAAAAACCCACUUUUUCCGGUGGCCAAAUCCGCCGGAAAAAGUGGCGCCGGUGAUUGUUUUUCUGACAAAAUUUCCGGCGGAUUUUCCCCGUUUCCGGCGGAUCACGGCCGCCGGAAAUUUUUCGCCCUUGUCUAUCCUGUUGCUCCUCCCUCUGUCGUCGUCGCUCCGCCUCCAACCGCUGUCGCUCCUCCUCCGCCAAACGUCGCUCCUCCGCCGCCCACCAUCACUCCUCCCCCGCCAAAUGUCGCUCCUCCGCCUCCCGCCAUCGCUCCUCCUCCGCCAAACGUCGCUCCUCCUCCGCCAUCCGUUGGCGCUGACUUUGUUCCUUGUCCGCCGGAAAUCCGCGGCGGAUUUCGUCCGCCGGAAACGACGCCGGAAAUUGUCAGUUUUCUAGUAGUGUGUAAGCAUGGGAAUUGA